CCUCAUUAGUAAUUGACCCAUUUCUAAAGACAUUUAAUUUGUAAAAUACUACAAUAAGCUUAACGACGGUACUCCAAACUCUUUGCUCGUUAAUGUGUACCGUAGUAUAUAUAGUCGUAACUCAUCGUUGAUCCGCACAGUCGUCUGUCGGUGGUCAGUCUUUGCUAUCGAGUCUCUCUUGCUGAGUGAGCGAGUGCAUAUUCGUGACAUUUCUUUCUUUAAUUGUAACAUCGUCAUGGAAAACAUUAAUUUGUUAAAACAGGUGAGUUUCGCAAACUGUAAACCAAACUAAAAUUGUACAUUUUUCCAACCGUACUAUUUAUUUACUCCAUUUUCUGUUCUGUAUUAGGGAGAAGAAAGAGAAGCGUUAGCUUCAAUUUAUGAAAAGGAGUUUCAAGCAGACAGCAGCAGUGGUACUGGGAGUUCCUACUGUAUUAAGAUAACAGAGAGAAACAACGAAGCCGUCAUACAUGUGACAAUGCCCCGAGACUACCCCUCGGAGUCGCCGCCUGUCUAUGUACUAUCUGCUCCGUGGAUGGACAGGAAAACCAAGGAGAGACUCCACCGCUCCUUGGACCAAAUAUACAAGAAGCAUAAAGGUGAAAUUAUAGUGUUCCGGUGGGUCGAAGAGAUCCGCAACUUCUUGUUUUCCGUCGAGUCCAGACAAGAGCGAAACAAGAGAACAGAGAGAAAGAAAGUUAAAUCUCGUCCCGAUGAAUAUACAAAGGCGGCAGAGUGUCCAGACAUCACCCACGGAGAGGUCAUCACAGAUAGGAAAAGUAGCUUCCAAGGACACGCAGCUCGAGUUGGUUCUGUAGAUGAUGUCAAAGCUGUGUUGACCAAACUCAAAAUGCAUCGGAAGAUUGUAAACGCGAAGCACAACAUGGUGGCGUACCGCAUAGAACACAGAACAGCCAAAGGUGUGGAAAUAGUGCAGGGGUACGAUGAAGACGGCGAGGCGCACGCCGGCGGCAGGUUGUUGCACCUCUUGCAGACCAACAACUGCCUGAAUACUGCGGUGGUAGUGACGCGCUGGUUCGGCGGCAUACAAAUAGGUGGCGACAGGUUCCGACACAUCACCAACGCGGCGAAGCAAGCUAUACAGCAAGCGGGGCUGCUCAACAAAUGA
Messenger RNA from Spodoptera frugiperda (fall armyworm), 1129 nucleotides. Its product is annotated as protein IMPACT-like. Gene Ontology annotation, cellular component: cytoplasm. The transcript is spliced from 5 exons. The record is from RefSeq and is a predicted model, not a curated record. NCBI's taxonomy places the organism in Eukaryota, Metazoa, Arthropoda, Insecta, Lepidoptera, Noctuidae. Bases 479 to 1129 code for a protein of 216 amino acids. Gene Ontology annotation, molecular function: protein binding. Gene Ontology annotation, biological process: regulation of translational initiation.